Molecule: messenger RNA, 3698 nt
Organism: Acipenser ruthenus (sterlet)
Lineage: Eukaryota; Metazoa; Chordata; Actinopteri; Acipenseriformes; Acipenseridae
Product: selenocysteine insertion sequence-binding protein 2-like
Exons: 18
Coding region: 268-2904 (878 amino acids)
Biological process (GO): selenocysteine incorporation
Cellular component (GO): ribonucleoprotein complex
Molecular function (GO): mRNA 3'-UTR binding; selenocysteine insertion sequence binding; ribonucleoprotein complex binding
Source: RefSeq, a predicted model, not a curated record
GCGGCAGCGUUGGGGUUUCUUACUGGCGGUAUAAUUUAUAUGGAAAUACAAAAACGCUGCUGCCAGUCGAUUUUCAAUUGGUUCUUGGCAAUCCGUUUUUUAAAACUUCCUUUAUAGCGCGCAGUUUGUGCCUGUCAGCCUGCCGUAGUCACGAACAGAAGAACACGGAUGUUUGUGACUGUAAACAGAACUAUUCAACUGAAUAGAUGGAGGUAUAGUUUUGCUUUCACUUGUUCACUACGGAUUUGCAGUGGUUAAGUAAAAACCAUGACAUCGAAACCACAAACCAAGGGAAGCAAAUUAUCGCCUGAUGUUCAGCCUUUUGUUCCAAAGCAAAUUUGUUACAAAAGCACACUUGAGCCCCCAGAAGCAGAUGUCUUGCCCCCCUACUUGACCAUGUGCAACCCAUAUGUCCAGGGGCCAUGUGCAGAAGAGCAGAUAUAUACAGAGAACAUCAACUGCAAUAGAUCUCGACAGAAUCUCUCUGCACUGUCUUUGACAACUACCUCUGCUGCAGAAUAUUCUCCUCCUUGCUCUGCAAAGCCUGCAAUAAACAAGCAUGCACAUGCUUCAUUCCAAAAUAGAGAUGGCUACGCCAGAAAGUACAGUAAUACCAGACAAAACAAGAACACAGAAGGGCCAUGCGGUUCAUCAGGGGAACGUUCAGCCUCUGUGCAAUCAUCAAAGGCACCAAAUCCAAAGAUUGAACCUGGCAUUCGGGGACAGGAAUCAAGUAAAAGCCCAUUUGAUGUAUCUUUGAGUGAAGGAAACCCACAGAAACCAGGUGUGAUUACAUCAGAUAGAAGUCGUCGGAAACCUAAAACUCAUCCAAAGGAGGCUGACUCAUUUGAAGUUACACUUGCAGAUUUUCCUGAACUGGAGACUUCUGCCUUUUGUAGCCCUGUUCAGUCAGUCCAACACAGUCCUAAAUCAACAUGGGCUUCAGCUUUACCAUCGAGUACUAACCACAAUCAGUUUGUUAGACCAGGUGCAAUACUUCCUCAUUCAAAUAAGAAUACACUUCCAAGAAGAGAGGAAACGGAGCCCCCUCCACAAAAUGCUACAAAUGAAAAUGUGGAUUCAAGUACACAUUCGAUUUCAUUGCAAGCAGCCCAGUCUUCGGAGAGAUCCUUGUCUAGUUCUCGUCCUGCAUCGUCUUGGGCCAGCAUUGCUUCACUGCCUCCCAAGAAGCCUGCUCCAAAAGAAUUGCCUCGUAGUGUGACAGAUCCCAAACAAAAACCAGGAACUGUACAGCAGAAACCAGGUGAAGGAGAAAUGGAAGAACCCACUGGGAAGAAAAAAAAGAAGAAAAAGAAGCCAAAGCUACCAGGCAAUGCUCCUGUGCCUGAAGAGACCACAGCUGUAGUUCAAGGGCCGCCAAAGUUUGAGGACGUGGAUGAAUUCCCUGAUCUGGCAGGUGCGUCUGGCAAUACUAACAAAGCACACCGUUCUGCAAACCAGAGCAUCUUCUCCUACAGCAAUGUUGCAAAGAGGCAACAUGAGAUACCUGAAAAUACAGAUUGUGUUGGUACAUCUGUUCGUUCAACUACCGAGAGAGUCGCAUCAUCAAAAGACCAAAAAACUGCAAAGAUACCAACAACUCAGGCUAUUUGUAACACUGCAGAAACAAAGGUAGCACAGAAAGCUGUGAAGACAAGUGGUAAAAAGAGCAACAAUCCAGUGCAGUUUGAUCUUGGUGACAUGCUUCAGGUACUGGAACGAAAACAGCAAGCUCAGAAAUCCAAGCAGGACCCAAAACCAAUAGUACUCUCAGUUGGAGGUGCACUUCCAAUGGUUCCUAAAAAUCCCUUGGUGCAGAAGAAACACCCCAGACAGCUGGAAAAAGUGGCUCACAACCCCCUGGAUUCCACCAGUCCUUUGGUAAAGAAAGGCAAGCAGAGGGAGGUUCCAAAAGCCAAGAAACCAUCACCUCUGAAAAAGAUCAUUUUAAAGGAAAGGGAGGAAAGGAAACAGUAUCGGUUACUAGAAGAACAGGGACUGAAUCCAGCAACCGAAAUCACAGUAUCAAAUGUACAGAAUGAGGAGCCGUUUGAAGAAGAACUUGAGGGUCAUCAAUCUUUAAAUACCACAGAUUUUACAGAUGGUCCAAGCACUCCUGAUGUGCCUGUUCAGCUAGAAGAAAAGCAAGAGAAGACCGAUGAACCGACUCCUAUUGAGAGCCAGGCUGGCUCUAAUCGCCUCAAAAUACACAGCAGGAGAUUUAGAGAGUACUGCAGCCAAGUCCUCAGUAAAGAAAUUGAUAAUUCUGUGAUAGACCUGCUGAAGGAGCUGGUACGCUUCCAAGAUCGCUUGUACCUGAAGGACCCCCUGAAAGCCAAGAUGAAGCGCAGGCUAGUCAUGGGUCUCCGAGAAGUCCUUAAGCACUUAAAGCUCAAAAAAGUGAAGUGUGUCAUUAUCUCCCCCAACUGUGAAAGAGUACAGUCCAAAGGGGGGUUGGAUGAAGCUCUGCACACUAUUAUUGACACUUGCCGUGAGCAAAAUGUCCCGUUUGUGUUUGCUCUCGCUCGGAAAACCCUUGGGCGCUGUGUAAAUAAAGCUGUUCCCGUCAGUGUUGUAGGAAUUUUCAAUUACGAUGGUGCCCAGGACCAUUUUCAUAAAAUGAUUGAACUUUCAUCUGAAGCCAGGAACGCAUAUGAAGAGAUGGUUGCAAGUUUGGAGAAAGGUGAAGGAUAUGAAGACCAGGAUGAGUUUCCCCAAAACCUGCCUGCCUUGCAGGACACAGCUCAGCAAACCUCUGAAUCUGAUGAACCAGAAUACAUAAAAAUUUGGAAGAAAAUGCUUGAAAAUGAGUGUAACCAUCAGUUUCUAAACUUUGAAGACACGACUACUGGGACCCUAAACUUCAGUUUAAAACUGCAGUCUGAUGACAAUGUGGAGAGCUGAUAAAGUCUUACUACUGUACAUCACCUACUGGACUUUUUAAACUACAGCUAUGGCCAAAAGUUUUGUAUCACCCUAUAGAAUUAACUAGCUUUGCUUCAUAGUUGAAUGAAACCUGCUGAAUAAUGUUACGUUAACAUUUUGAAUUACAUACCGCUUUGUAGUUUUCCAUAUACUUAAUGAAAAACUGACAAUUGAAAAAUGUGACAUUUCAAAAUCUAACAUGAAAUACUGUACUACUAUUAUGACUUCCGGUAGACUUUUUUGCAAUAUCAUUUCUUGGAUUACAUGAUGUUAAAUAAAAGAUCUAAAUUAUGUUCAUAGUUUUAUUAUUUUUAAUUUGUCUCAAUCAUAAAAUUCUAGUGAAGCAAAACUUUUGGCCAGUCGUAGGGGUUCAAACUUCAAAUUAAUUCUGAUUUUAUAAUUUAAUUUUAUAUAGAGAUAUAGAUAUAUAAUGAAAAAAGAGAGCAGGGUAAUUAAAGUAUUUGUUUUUAAUUCAUUUCUCAUACUUGAUUAUGUUCAUGCUUUUCACAUGCUGCACUCUUGUACGGUUAAUUUGGGGACAUUGUAUUGAAGCGAUUAUAUAUUAAUGUAUUCCAUUAUAUUACUUAUUUCUUCAGAAAUACUAAUGUAUAGCAAAAGCACAUGGAGUUAGUAUCCCAGUAAAGUCUUUCCUCUUUACUAACUGAAUAAAGAACUGGAACUAAUUAUGGAAACACCACUAUCAGUUAUGCAAAGACAAAAUAUGAUAAUAUGUAAAGAUAUUAUUGCUCUAUUAAAUAAUUUACUGUGGCAAA